Messenger RNA from Erinaceus europaeus (western European hedgehog), 1211 nucleotides. RefSeq names its product myosin-10-like. NCBI's taxonomy places the organism in Eukaryota, Metazoa, Chordata, Mammalia, Eulipotyphla, Erinaceidae. Gene Ontology annotation, biological process: vesicle transport along actin filament; actin filament organization. Bases 306 to 1187 code for a protein of 293 amino acids. Gene Ontology annotation, molecular function: actin filament binding; microfilament motor activity; ATP binding. The transcript has 7 exons. Gene Ontology annotation, cellular component: actin cytoskeleton; vesicle; cytoplasm. The record is from RefSeq and is a predicted model, not a curated record.
CGGUCCCUGUGCGGGACACACGCGCUGCGGCGAGUCGAGGGGGCGGUGAAAAGCUCGAGUGGGCAAUCGCCGCGGCCCCACGCAGCAGUGAGGCGCGUCCGGGAGCCGCUCGGUGCCCCGGCUACCGCACACCUGCUGCUCUGUACGCACACGCCCGACCCCGGCAGGGUCCGCACCCGCUGCCCUGGCGAGACCGCCCCGCGCCCGGCCAGCCUCAGCUGUCCAUCUUCGCCGGAGCCAGCCAAUCACCCGCCUCCGCCCCGGCCGCACCUCCCGGGAUCUAUGAUGGGCGUGGGGAGCAGCCUAUGAGGUUGGGGAUCCGGCCGCCCGGGCAGGGAGCGGGAGCCAAUGGGAGUCUUCUCAGAGGCAAUUGCUCUUGGAUCCCUCUGUUUACAAUGGCACAGAGAACUGGACUGGAAGAUCCAGAGAGGUAUCUCUUUGUGGACAGGGCUGUCAUCUACAACCCUGCCACUCAGGCUGACUGGACAGCUAAAAAGCUAGUAUGGAUCCCAUCAGAACGCCAUGGCUUUGAGGCAGCUAGUAUCAAAGAAGAGCGGGGAGAUGAAGUCAUGGUGGAGUUGGCAGAGAAUGGCAAGAAAGCAAUGGUCAACAAAGAUGACAUUCAGAAGAUGAACCCACCUAAGUUUUCCAAGGUGGAGGAUAUGGCAGAAUUGACAUGCUUGAAUGAAGCUUCUGUCUUACAUAACCUGAAGGACCGUUACUAUUCAGGACUUAUCUACACUUAUUCUGGACUCUUCUGUGUGGUCAUAAAUCCUUAUAAGAAUCUUCCAAUUUACUCUGAGAAUAUCAUUGAAAUGUACAGAGGGAAGAAACGCCAUGAGAUGCCACCACAUAUCUAUGCUAUAUCCGAAUCUGCAUACCGAUGCAUGCUUCAAGAUCGUGAGGACCAGUCAAUUCUUUGCACGGGUGAAUCAGGUGCCGGGAAGACAGAAAAUACCAAGAAAGUCAUUCAGUAUCUUGCUCAUGUUGCUUCUUCACAUAAAGGGCGAAAGGACCACAACAUUCCUGGGGAACUUGAACGUCAACUUUUGCAAGCAAAUCCAAUUCUGGAAUCAUUUGGAAAUGCGAAGACUGUGAAAAAUGAUAACUCAUCUCGUUUUGGCAAGUUUAUUCGCAUCAAUUUUGAUGUUACUGGUUAUAUUGUUGGGGCCAACAUUGAAACAUGAAUCCUUUUUCAUAAUUGUAUAAUC